AUGGCAGACUCUGACGACAGGCUGUUCUACCUCCGCGACCUUGCCGAGAUCGAGCCGCCUCGCGAUAAAUACGACCUGUGCGCCGCGCCACUUGCCAACACCCAGCUUUCGGACAUCUACAAGGCCGUUCCGCCGCCCGCCUGGGCUGGCCUCGCGGAGGAGAUCUGGGUGCCUCGCCCCACAGAAGGUGACCCAGCAGUUGAGCGGAUGCGCGCCCUCAUCCGACGGAACGCAGUGGCAAAGCGGGACGCAGCGGCAUCGAGGAGCCCAGGCGAUAGGCAAAUUCCGAUGGGGCGCGACGAGAGAUCCACGCUCCUCUCGCGCGCGAAGGUUGGCGUGAAAAGCCGAGACAGGCGCGGUAGCAACAAGCCGCGGCGUGGUGCAGGCAAGAGCGGGGUGUGGGGGUCAAAGAGCUACAAGGGGGCGGCGACGCGGCUGUUGAACCACCCGUACUUUGAGGUGAGCAUUUUGUUCCUCACCAUCUGGGCCCUGUUUGCCGAGGAUGAUGCCUACAUCCGUUCCUUCUACUUUUGGCUCGAUGUCGUCGCCGCGGGCGCCAUGGUCCCCGAUUGCAUGCCGCUCUUCCUCGACACGGGGGAGGCGUCUGGCACCGACGCCUCGGCCGCCGCGCGUGCCGGACGCAUUGCGCGCGCCGGCACAAAGGUCGGGCGGCUGCUGCGGCUGCUGCGGGUGGUGCGGGUGAUCCGGUUGCUCUUCACCUCUUCCGGGAGGUCCGACGGAGUGGCUAUGUACAACCCGUCACAGCUGGGGCGCGAGCUCAAAAGCCGUAUCGCAAAGACGACGGUCCUUUUCAUCCUGCUGCUGCUCUGUGGCGACGCGCUGCUCAAGGCCAUCUUUGAGCGGCCAACGACAGACGCGACCAUCGAGGUUGCCCUCGCCCAGCUAUAUCUCUCGUCCCGGGACGCCUACGCUUCGGGCGGCAAUGGCUUUGACUUUCAGCGCAUCUUCCUGCCGGCCUUUCUCGCCAUGUUUGAGCGUGGCUUCCCGUUCGUCGGCGCCGCAAACGUGCUCGUGCGCCUCCGCCCUGUUUGUAGGGCGCUUGACGGCGCCGAGUAUGGCGCGGCCGGCAACGGGCCCGCAACUGCGGUUGCGCGGUUGAUGGACUGGCAGGAGGGUGGCAUGUUUCCUGCAUCCACCCCUUGCUCCGACUCCGGCUGCUACCCAUUCUCCUUCGAUGCCGGCGACUAUCCUGGCUGGCUUGACCUCGCUCGGUCGGACUCGGCCACGCAGCACCGACCGCUGCCCGCGAAGGCCUUCCCGCCGCCGUACGAGGACGCCUCGCCGUUCUACCCGCUGUGCAGCGACUACUCCGUCUUCCAGGACCCAACAGCCUCCUACAAAUACUGCCCGUGGAGCGUCUACCACCUCCGUGUGGACGAAAUGUUCCCGGUGCUGCUCUAUGCCGAUGGUACGACGAACUCCGUCUCGGAGGGCUUCAACGCGGCGCUGGAAAGCAACAUUCAAUCGAUCUCAAGCAACAAUAAGACGGUCGUGGCCGAGCUGUGGUACACGAAGCGGCCCCUCAGGAGCGUCGAGGCCGUCCUGUCGGUCCUGUUCACGCUCGUCGUCUGUGCCGUCCUGGGCGCCGUUUCCUUCCUGCUUUCGCGCGACGCUGAACAGGCGUCAUCCUACACGCUCCUCGCCUCCGCUAUGGUGAUCCAGCCGAUCGAAAAGAUGGUGGACGCGGUGACCCGGCUAGCAGCCAAUCCGGCCUACAAGCUUGAGGCGGUGCAGGAGGUCCGGGACGAGACGGACGCACUCUAUGCCUCACUUAUCAAGAUAGCGUCGCUACUCCAAGUCGGGUUCGGCGAGGCGGGGAACAAUCUCGUCGCAGAAAACUUGAAGAAGGGGGACACGGUCGACCCGAUGGUGCCUGGCCGUGUGGUCAAGGGCGCCUUUGCCUUCUGCAUCAUCGACAACUACGAGGAGGUGCUCGAGUGCCUGGGCGAGGAGAUCCUCCCCUUUACCAACACCGCGGCCGAGAUUGUUCACGGGCACGUCGUCGCUCAUGGAGGUCAGGCCAAUCGCAACCUCGGCGAGGCUUUCCUCUGCGUGUGGAAGCCGAGCCUCGACGGGCUGGUUGAGGGCGCUGACUACGAGGUGGAGGCGGCACCCGAACGGCUCUCAGACCUCCCCCCACUUGGGAGUGCCGCGGCACAGGCUGCCGACACGAGGAUGUGCGACGGUGCCCUCACGGCGAUCCGCAACGCGGUCCGCAGCGUGCAGUCUUCGGCCAAGCUGCAGGCAUACAACGGGCACGCGGCGAUCAUCCGCGCCUUUGACCGCUGCUACAGCACGAAGAUCGGGUAUGGCCUACACUUUGGGUGGGCCAUUGAAGGGGCAGUCGGCACCAACAUCAAGAUUGACUGCUCGUACCUGUCGCCCAACGCGCGCCUCGAGUCGGCGACGAAGAUGUACGGCGUGGCCGUUCUUCUCUCCGAGCACUUUGUCGCCAAGCUCUCGCCCUCAGGCUCAUCCAUUCCCAUGGCGAUAUACACCGACGACCGCUCCAACGCCCUCCACUGCUCGCGCGAGGCGGUCAUGCGGCUGGGCGAGGGGGCGGUGGUGGCCGAGUUUCAGCGCCGCUUUGGCAAGGCGCGCCAGGAAAGUAGAAGCAGCUGCACUCCAGCACGUAGCCGCUCGGGUCUGGACGGCUUUGUCGCUGGCGACUGGGGCGCGGCGCGGCGCCAUUUGGAGGUGGCGCUCGAUAUUUGCCCGCACGACAUGCCCUCCCACAGGCUGAUGAGGCACAUGGACAGCGAGGCAAACUCGCCUGACCUCGGCCUGGCAACGAAGCCGUUUGUGGCGCCAAGCGGCUGGCUGGGCCACCACAAAUUACUGUCCAAGUGA
Messenger RNA from Emiliania huxleyi CCMP1516, 2871 nucleotides. RefSeq lists its product as hypothetical. The transcript has 14 exons. The record is from RefSeq and is a predicted model, not a curated record. Bases 1 to 2871 code for a protein of 956 amino acids. NCBI's taxonomy places the organism in Eukaryota, Haptophyta, Isochrysidales, Noelaerhabdaceae.